UCGCAGCGCAACUUUUUCUCGAUUCAACCUCAUCGGUUUGUUUCUCAUUCUCGCAGUUUCUUCUUCGUUGUUGCAAAAUUAUUGUUGUUUGUAAACGCAAUUUGGAAGGAGAAGAGGAGGAUUGGUUGAGGAAGAGAAAUUCAAUAAAUUCUUGGAAUUCCUGGUCUGGUCAAGCCACAACUGCUGGACACACAUUUCCUGUCGUAUAAAGUUUGAAAGUAUGGAGUAAAGGUGAAGGGUUUCCGGGUUUCAAAAAAAGUGAAAGGCAGGAGGAUACUAAUUACACUUGUUUAUAUUCGAAGUUUGACGUCGCCUAAAACAAGUAGUAAUGAUUUGUUUUAUCCAAAGAAGAUGGACAUGAUACACAUAGUAAUUAAGCUGAAGUGAACGUGAAGUGAAAUUAUUUCACAUUUGGUUAAACAAUUUAUGCAAAUCGCUCGUUGAUUAUAAAAUUGUUCAUCGAGGAAAAAAGAAACCACUGUUUAAGAUGGCUACUAAAUGUCUUAUUUGUGACGGAGACAUACAAACAAAUGGAAUUAACGUACCAAGAGGUGGGGUUCCCACAAAAAAGUUUCAUCCUGAUGUGGAAAGCCCCAAAAUUCCCGUACUCGGUGACAGAUCCAAAUUUGCCCUCACCCACGUCCAGUACACUGUACUUCAAAGAGUGCUCACCCUUCCUGAAGAAGCGUGUAAAAAUGAACUCAUGUUUGGGCCCUAUUGUCGCGAGUGUUUUACUAAUAUCAACAACGUUUGUCACUGUAUGACUGCCUUGGAGAAUCUUCAACAGUCAGUCAUGGAAUUCAGGAAGGAUUUUGGUACCAAGAUACAAAAGAGUUGUGAUGAUACUGGACCUGGAAUACCUGCUAAAGGGUCCAAAAAGAGAAAAAGUAAUCCAACUGACAAUAAUUCAAAUAGUCAGCCUGUUUUCUCUGCACGCAGUACGAUUCUCAACUAUUUGAACAAGGGUGUCUUCACCGGAGGCGUUCCUAAUAUAAAACAGAAUGUGAAAAUGAACAGCAACAAACAUAUUCACGACACUAUCAGUAAUAUGGACCCCAACACCCAAUCUCCUGACACCCACGUCGAAGCUGACCUCGUGGUUCGGACGACUAAUGGAAAUAUGCCUGCCAAAAAGCACAAAGCAUCACAGAAAAAAUGCAAUUUGCCACCCAAAUCUAAAAAGCAAGUUAAACCUCCUAAACCACCAAAACCGUUAAUAACAGCAACGAAACAAUUAAAACCAGUAGUAACGCCAAUAGUAAAUGCUUCUGUCACCCCGACCGAACCUAUUGUCAAGGAAGAAAAUCAAGGAUAUAAAUGUUGGUGUUGCUCUCGAGUUUUUCCUACGGAUGCCGCCCUUGAUAAGCAUGAGGAGGUCUCUCAUCGCCACAAAUGUACGGUUGCGGGAUGCACGAGAAUUUUUCAUACUCCAAAGUCACUUAAAAGCCACAUGAUUAACACGCACAAAAUAACUUUGACAAAAGCUUUGAAUGUGCGAAAAAUGAAGAAAUGUGACGAAUGCUCAAGAUAUUUUCCAAAUUUUAAGGCGCUCAAUAAACACCAAGCCGUCAAGCAUCCCAAGAAGCCUGCUAGUACAAAUAGUAAUAAUUCAUCAACCACCAGUAGCAGGCCAGGUCGGUGUAAAAUUUGUUCGAAAAUUGUAAUGGAUAUCCAAGCCCAUAUGAAGAUGCAACAUCCUGAGGCUGUUAAUGAGAAUCAGCAAAAGUCAAAAACUACUAUUACUGCUGCUGAAGAGACAGCAACAAAUCGUGAUUCACCACAACAAAAAGUGAAGACGAAAGUCAAUAACGGGAUAGAAACACGACCCAUGAAGUCUACAAGAUCUAACCCAGAUUUGUUUAAACAAGUCGAUCCUAAAGUGACUGAAACUGAACAGUCCUUGUUCAUCUUAAAAUCUGAAGAGACAAAUAAGACUGAAAAUAACGAUGAGAAGCUAAAUUCGCCACCCCUUCCAUCACCUCCACUUCGAUCUGCUGUCCCUUUCAACUUUUCGGUACCCUCGAAUAUCGCCAAGUUGCCCACUCCACCUCAAGCCCAGGCAGGAGCAGGAUCCAGCAAAUACCAGUUUAAGAAUUUAUUGAAAAUUGGAGAUAAAAUCUGAACUUCAAAGUUAAAAAAAUGCAGGCUUUGACCUUAUUUCUAAUUCUAACUAAACGUUGCAAAAUUCACAAUGUUGGCAGAUAGGAAGAAAGUUAUCACAUAUUUAUCAUCCAUAAUUAUCAAGAACCAAUUUCUUAUCCGGAUUAUUUUAUUAAGUAUUAGUUUUAUAUUAUUUUAAUUAUAAUACACUACAUGUUCAUUAAAUUUUACGCAUGCCACGCUAUUUUCAAUCUUUGUUAAAGGAUUAAACAUGUAAUAAGAAUUAUCAUAUAUCUGUCAAUUGUUGAAUGUAUUUUCAAAUUCAGUCCGUACAAAAUGUUAGUUUUAUUGUUUCACUUUGUUAUUUUACCAUAUUAUGAUUCAUAUUCAUAACUUCAUAAGAUAUAAUUUUCAACCAUAAUUGAUUUCAUUCGAUUCCCAUGCAUCCAUUGAUUAAAUUCCGUAGCAAGUAGAUUGACGAGACUGCACUCCUUCACUUACUUGUGGGUAGUGAUAUAAGUAUUUUGUAUCAAAUGAAACUGAAUGGUUGAUUUAAUGCAAAAUAAAUGCUUGCAUACAAAA
Molecule: messenger RNA, 2682 nt
Organism: Folsomia candida
Lineage: Eukaryota; Metazoa; Arthropoda; Collembola; Entomobryomorpha; Isotomidae
Exons: 4
Coding region: 488-2122 (544 amino acids)
Biological process (GO): regulation of transcription by RNA polymerase II
Cellular component (GO): chromosome
Molecular function (GO): chromatin insulator sequence binding
Source: RefSeq, a predicted model, not a curated record